AUGCAGAUUUUCGUUAAGAUUCUCAGUGGCAAGACUGUAGCCCUCGAGAUGGACCCCUCGGAUACGAUCGAAAAAGUGAAGGCUGAGAUCCAGAAUAAGCAAGAAUUCCCACCGGAUCAGCAGCCUUUGAUUUUCAAUGGCAAGCGGUUGGAGGAUGAAUGUAUCCUGUCCAAAUAUAACAUCCAGAAGGAGUCUACGGUCCAUCUGGUGCUUCAUCUCCGUGGUGGUAUCAUCGAGUUCUCGCUCCUGGUUCAGAAGUAUAAUUGAGAUAAGAUGAUUUGCCGCAAGUACUAAGCCUAUCUGUACCCGAUAGUCACAAACUGUCACAAGAAGAAGUGUUGCCACACCAACAAUCUGCGCCCAAAGAAGAAGUUUAAGUAGACGCUGCGCUAUUGUAUGGGCGCUUGAGUUUUUUUUCUACCAUGGUGGCUCGUAGAAAGCCAAUCCAGGCUAGAUUUGUUUGUGAAAUGAAAAAUGUUUAAAAAUUUAUUUACAGAAAAGUGAGAAAUAAAGCGAACGUUUCAAAACUAAAAACAAUAUUUGGAACCACGGGUUUGCGGAAUAUUCUCCCAACCGGCUUCCUCUAUCGAGCAGGAUUAUACUUGGGUCGAAGCCAGGCGCCAGGUGCCCAUCAAGCUCCGUUGGAUGUUUGAAAUUGUAUGCCCUCAACCCAUUCAUUCUUCGGUAUGGGUCGCGUGACACCUUAACUUAGUACUUGGAAACAAGGUAGAAAGUAUGAGCCAGGGAACGGGAUAAGGCAACGAAGGGGCGCCGGAAUCCGCUGGCUUAGCACGUUUGCAAGCUUAGCCUAAAAAUGAGGCAUAUUUGUGCAGAUCUUUUGCUUGCAAACAAAAUCUCAGAUUCGCCACUUGGAGGCCAGCUAGACGGCACUUGGAUACCACACCGCUCCGAGAGGCACAGUCCCAGCGACAUGAUACGUUUAAACCUGAAGAUAAGCACAAUCAAAUAGCUAAAUGAGUCCUUUCCCAAACGAACAUAUAGUACCCAGGAUGGGAGAAAUAAUCGCUCGAGAAUCUUUGCGGUUCAAGUCUAGGUUCCCGGUCAUCCUACCGAAAAGGCAUUCGACAACUUACUUGAGUACUACCAUCAACAGCCAACGAUUCCGCAUGCAACAUCUGCGGACGGAGAUGAGAAGGACAACGAAAACGAAGAACCCUACAAUGACCCCACUACUACCAGUGUCGCGCGUCACACCAAUUUAGCCGCUGUUUCACUAUACCGUCGCAGAUUUUUACGUAUAGUUUACUGUAACCAUUGGGCGUAGACUGGAGAAGAAGUACGUCUCUGUAUUUACUUGCUUGACAACAAGGGGCAUAUACCUUAAGAUCGCUCAUAACCGGACGACUCAAGCGUGUUUGAUGGUCAUACGCCGUUUCGUGUGCCGCAGAAACAAGCCUGGGAUUUUUUUUUCGCAGGCCAAGCAACAAUCGAAGAGGCCGUCAGUCAAAUUGGAACCGAAGUGCUCACCGACUCCAUUGAACAUCAAUCCGCCCAGCGCACCGCACAUGGAU
Molecule: messenger RNA, 1532 nt
Organism: Topomyia yanbarensis
Lineage: Eukaryota; Metazoa; Arthropoda; Insecta; Diptera; Culicidae
Product: ubiquitin-like
Exons: 1
Biological process (GO): modification-dependent protein catabolic process; protein ubiquitination; translation
Cellular component (GO): ribosome; cytoplasm; nucleus
Molecular function (GO): structural constituent of ribosome; ubiquitin protein ligase binding; protein tag activity
Source: RefSeq, a predicted model, not a curated record